This is a messenger RNA of Striga asiatica, 1024 nucleotides long. The record is from the annotation of a GenBank genome assembly. NCBI's taxonomy places the organism in Eukaryota, Viridiplantae, Streptophyta, Magnoliopsida, Lamiales, Orobanchaceae.
AAAAAUGUUUUUUUAAGGAAAUUUAAUUGUGCCAAAAACCUCAGGUCCCCAGCUCUCUUUUUCAUUCCACUUUUGGUCUUUGAUGCCUGAACCGCCUUGAACACUCCCACUGCAUAUACGUACACUCCACCUUCACAUCCUUACACAUAUUCACUCUCUACACUCAAUCCCCAAAAAAAUUGAAAGCAAAAUUGAAAAGAAAAUAAGAAACCAUGUCUUCCCCAAGCAAGCGCCGGGAAAUGGAUUUGAUGAAGCUGAUGAUGACCGACUACAAGGUGGAGACGAUCAAUGACAGCAUGCAAGAGUUCCAUGUGGAAUUCCAUGGACCCAAAGAAAGUCCUUACCAGGGAGGUGUUUGGAAGGUAAGGGUAGAACUCCCGGAUGCCUAUCCAUAUAAAUCUCCAUCCAUUGGUUUUGUAAAUAAAAUCUACCAUCCAAAUGUUGAUGAAAUGUCAGGAUCUGUCUGCUUAGAUGUUAUCAAUCAGACGUGGAGUCCCAUGUUUGACCUAGUAAACGUUUUUGAAGUGUUUCUUCCGCAACUUCUUUUGUACCCAAAUGCAUCUGAUCCUCUGAAUGGAGAGGCUGCAGCUUUAAUGAUGCGUGACCGCACUGCAUAUGAGCAAAAAGUCAAAGAGUAUUGCGAAAAAUAUGCGAAACCUGAGGAUGCAGGGGUUGGGGCAGAUGAAAAAUCGAGCGAUGAGGAACUAACUGAGGAUGAAAGUGCUUCCAGUGACGAGGAAGUUGCUGGAAAAGCCGAUCCAUAAAAGCUAUUAAAGUAUUUUUCAAGGUUAACGCAAACUGUAUCUGUACAUGAUAAAUGCUCUGCCAUGUGAUGACAAACGUUUGAUUCCUGUCCAAUGCUUGUUUGCUUUAGAACUAUAAUUUGAUGUUGCCUUUAUCCUUUCAUGCCGUACUGUGUUUUUAUCCCUAUUACUGAAGUUGUUACAAUGCACCAUGUAGUUGGAAUGAGUUGUUUAUCUGAAUAUGAUAUGCUAUAAGGAGAUUUUUUUUAUUUUUUUUUAUU